AUAAAUGUCAAUGUCAAACCAAGUAAAAUAUAAAAUGGUGGUUGUUAUGCAGAGAAAAUUUCCAAAAUAUGUUUUUUAAACUUUGGAUUAGCUUUAAUUUAUAGGAGUUUAUUUUUAAGGGGAAUAUGUGCAUUUAUCAAACCUAGACAAGUGGGAAUAUUAUGGUGAACACUCUAAAGUGAUGACAAGCCAAAACUCUACACAGAGGUAUCAACCCUAUAUUUUUGAUCAAUUCCGUCAAUCUGAUGGCCAAUGGGAAUCUUCAUCAGCCACCAAUCCUCCCACUGUUCCUGCUAGGGGUGUCAAACGAAUCACCCCGAGUGAAUUAUCACACGUUUAUGAAGAAACUUCAUGGAUGGCACCACAAACGUUAUCACAGAUGGAUAAUAAUGUAGUACACCAAUGCAACUUACUCAUGCGUCAAAAUAAUAUGAAUGCAAGUCCGGCAGAUGAGGUGAACUUCAGAAAUCAAAUUAGCAUUAAUGAACAUGAUGUUAAUGUUAAUAAUGUACAAAGUCCGCUAAGAUCCAGCUCAAAAUAUUCAUUUUCUUCUUGGUACCAUGGCAAAAUUUCACGAGAUGAAGCAGAAAACUUAUUGCGUCCUAGGUCAGAUGGCCUGUUCCUAAUUAGAGAAUCAACUAACUUUCCAGGCGACUAUACCCUUUGUGUUUGCUUUCAAUCAAAAGUCGAGCAUUACAGAGUUAAAUCAAAUAGUGGUAGGUUGACAAUUGAUGAUGAGGAAUUUUUUGACAAUUUAGAAGAACUGAUUGAACAUUACAAGAAAGAUGCUGAUGGAUUGUGUACGAAAUUAGUCAAAACUUUGCCCAAAGAAAGUGAAGUCUUGUAUUCCAACACUAAGAUGUCAAUUGUUAAGGAAGGAGAUGAUCUGUUUGUUAUUCCAGAGCCAGAGCUAACAAUAUGUGAGUCCAUAGGCAAAGGAGAAUUUUGUGAGGUUAUGCUUGGAAAAUGGAAAAACAAUAAAGUGGCUGUUAAAGUAUUGAAGGAUUCAAGCGAAGCUGAAGCAAUUUUAAUGAAAUCACUACACCAUGAAAACUUAGUUAAUUUGCUUGGAAUUGUAAGGAAGAAGGAUCAGAUCUACUUGGUGACAGAAUACAUGAGUAAAGGGAGUUUAGUGGACUAUCUGAGAUCCAGAGGGAGACAGCAUGUCACAAAAAAAGAUCAAAUUAAUUUUGCUUUUGAUACUAGCUCUGGAAUGGAGUAUUUGGAAAUGAUGCAUGUUGUACAUCGAGAUUUAGCUGCCAGGAAUGUACUGAUUGCUGAAAAUGGCAGAGCAAAAGUAUCUGAUUUUGGCUUGGCUAGAAAUGAAAAGAAUGCUACUUCUGAGUCAGCUAAAUUGCCAAUUAAAUGGACUGCUCCUGAAGCUCUCAAACAAAACAAAUUUUCAAAUAAAUCUGACAUGUGGAGUUUCGGAAUCCUAUUAUGGGAAAUAUAUUCUUUUGGUAGAGUACCUUAUCCUAGGAUACCAUUGGCAGAUGUGGUGAAACAUGUGGAAAAAGGUUAUAAAAUGGAAGCUCCUGAAGGAUGUCCUCCAGAAGUAUAUGAAAUUAUGCGACAGGCAUGGGAUUUGAAUCCAGACAAGAGACCGUAUUUCCACGAAGUUAAGGCGAAACUUGGACACUUGAAAAUGCAAACAACAUUGUGAAAAAAUUAUCUAAUAUAAUAUAUACUGAGUAGUGUUUGUUAGAGUGGAUGUGGUAUGCAUAGGUAUAAUAUGCAAAAAUAUUUUAAAAUAAUUCUAUUAUUUCACCGUUUUCAUUAACAAAGUCAUUAAUUUUCAAUGUUUUGACAUGCGGGGUUUUAGUUUAAGUUUGAGUCUAAAGUAGUAUUCACCAUGCAUUCCAAUUAUCAACAUCAAAAUCGAUUAAUUUAUUUAUUUUUUCUGAAGCAACACAAUUCUAUUAGGAAAUAAAUAUCGAUAUGGAUUAUUUUCAGUAUUUCUAAACAGAAAAUUGUUUACCUUCAAAAAUAAUCUAUUUCCUUUUCACAAGUUGAAAAUUUACUUUUUUGAAUCAUAAAUAAAUUCAUCGGUUUAAUAUAUAUUGUUACUAAAUAUUUCAUGUUUAUUUGGGUGGGUGUUAGUAUUUUUGUUUCUAAUUAUUAUUUAUGUUUUAUUAUUUAAGAGAAUGUGAAUAACGAACCUUACAAGAAGAUAAGAAUAACACAAAAGAAUAUUGCAAGCAUACUAUUAAGUUUUGAACUGAAGUGACCCCUCUAUUUGAAGUAUUCACCUAUACCAUGGAUUAAAGACUUCCUAGAUAUAUAAUAUUAUUGGAAAUUUUAUCUAUAAUGAAAAAAAUCCGUAAAUGUCUCUAGCACCCAGUGAUUGAAAUAUUUUAUGCAAGUUUAAAACCAGUUUAUGUGUAUCGAUUUGUGGUUUUACUAUACAACAUUGCAUAUUUAUCUUUUCUGUAAAAACUCUUUGUAUGUUUAAACUGAACAUUGUGAGGUUAAAACUACAUUUUCCAAAUUUGAUGUUAAAAAUAAUAAAAUAAAAAGUUUCUAUUUGAUUUUAGAAUUGUUGGAAAAAAUAGUGCAAAUGUUAAUCUUUAUAAUUGAAAUUUUGAGACAGAAAUAAGCGAAGUUAACAAAAGUCACAUUUAAUAAUAGGUAAACCAAAGGAAAAACAAAAACAUUCAUAAAACAGUAAUGUACGUAACUAAAAAACAUUUCUUUAAUAUAAAGAAUUUAUUUAUAGAACAAAAUUAGGAACAUUUUAAUCCUUAUAUUCUAAUUAUUGCUUAUAUUAAUACUUAUAUUGAAAUUUGAACAAUUGGUUCCAAUUUAUUUGAAUUGUUAGGUAUAUUUAAUUGCUCUAGACGUUGAUAAAUAUCAACUAAUGAGAAAGUGUGAUAAUGCACACAAUGAUCGCCCUCUUGACGUCGAAGUUAACCUACUUUCUCCGCACUGAACUUCAAAACAUAACCUCACUUUUCUACUGUAGUUAGUAGCUGAAAUUGACUUCUCUUAGCUAAAGGCUGAUAGAAUUUGUACCUUCUCAUGAGUGUUCAUAUAACAAACAGUCAGCUGGUUACAAGAAAACUAAUAUAUGGUAGAAUAUAGGGAAUCGUCAAGAAAGAAAGGUUACAGUUUUCGAUAUCUGUUAAUUUUCUUUUGAAAUAUUCAAGAAAUUUAUCUUUGUGUGUCUGAUGUUUUGUUUCAAUAUGUCUACGAAGAAGUAAUGGUUUUAAACUGCUCUUGGAAGGACUUUGUUACAUAUAACACAAAGCUGUUUAGAUUCCGACUCAUCCCCAGGAAAAUUUCCUUUGUUUUUUGUCAAGUGAAACGGUACUUCACUACAGCUUCGAGUACUAUCAUCUCGAUUAUCAUAUCUCGUUUUUAAACGACCCAUUUUUAACCAUAGAUCCAUAAAAAAAGCUAUAAUAAUACUGUAGAACUUCACUAAUCCGACCUCGGAUGUUCUGAGCAUACGGUCGCUGUUACAGUCCUGCUUAGACCAUUUUUUACCGUGUGACUUCUCAAGUUUUAAUUAAGUGCAAAUCAGUUGUGUGUAAAUGCAAUACUGCAAUAAGGUAUGUACAGUUGUUUAUUACACUUUCGUGGAAGAUUUUUUAGUGUGCCGACGUUUUCUUUCCGUUUUAUUAUUGCUUUGACGUGGAAAAAUAUUUCAGACAGUACUUUCAGUUAAAAUUUCAAUUAUAAUCUACUGUAUUGUGAUGUUUACAGGUCAAUAAAUACUUUCCUCUGAUAAUCCGACUUCUUUUGCGAUCCGACCAUGCUUCCGGUCCUGAAGGGGACGGAUUAACGAGGUUCUACUGUAAUUAAAUUAAUAAUUAUUAAAUCAUUUACACGAAAACUCGACAUUCACAGUAUCGCUCAAGUUUUACAAGUGCUGAGCCUUUGUAUGGCGUUUUAUUAGAUCCGCCAUUACAAUAUUAUUUUCGCGAACCUUCAGGGGUAUGAAACCACCGGUUGGGAAUCACUAUUAUUGUGGACAUAUAUUUCUUGAAAUGAUAUCCAUUGAAGUAGAUCUAUAUAGACCAUAGGGCAUAUUAUAAUUUUCACUAUUUUGAAGUUCUGUUACAAAAUUUAAUCGUGUAUUGUUUUGGCAUUUGUACUUACUUUUAUCUUUACAAAUAUAAACUAUUUUGAAUAGCUAAGAUCAAUUUGCCAAAAAAUUUUAUCGGAAUAGUUGAAUGUUUCAAGUCACUCACUUUUAACUUUUUAAUAAUUCAUGUAUUACUAAUUAUAAGGUAAAUGUGUAAAAGUAUUUUGUGUGAUAUUUACUACUUACAGACUCAUUUUUUCUCUCACAAUUUUGAACAUUGGUGGAAUUGUGUUUUAUGCAGGUCGGUUCAUUAUUACUAAAGCUGUUUUCCUAUCAGUAUGUAUCAAUUUUUCCGGGUUACUAGAAGAAUUUCCUAUAUUUCCAAAAAUUAGCACUAGAACUUGUGUCAGUCUGUAUUUUUGGCAUUAGAAUUGUUCUCCUUCUAUUGUACUGUUGUAAUUAUUGAAAAAAAUUAUCUGGAUUAAUUUGAAAAUGUACUAGCUUCAAUAUAAACUGCUGAUUAUAGAAAAACAGUUUUGACAUAUUUUAUUGAAUAAGCCUAAAUAUUUCUUGUGAUAUAUAUAAUUGACAAUCAUAGUAAAUAUUCAUCGAAUUUUUAUUUUAACCUGGAUUUAUUAUUGUACUUUAUCUUUCAUUGUUUACGAAAUUAAUGAACUAUCCUGCAUAUAUAGAUUGUCUUAUCUUUGUACCGCAAAAAUUAUAAAUUCUGUAUAAUAGUAUAUUAUUCAAGAGUGCAUAAUGGAGGUUGGUGAUUUACUACUACUGCUGUAUUUUGUUAAUAACACCCUUAUUGUUAUUAAAAUUUUUGUGAAAUUGUGCAGAACAUGACAAAUCAGAUUUUGGAAGUUCGGCUGAAAGCGCUUGUUUUGAUUGUUUCGAAUGGAUUUGUGUUGAUAAUGUAUAUUUUUUAUUUGUAUUUUAAAAUUCUGCUGGAAUUUGAGAAAUAAACUUUUUUAUGUGUU
This is a messenger RNA of Diorhabda sublineata, 5010 nucleotides long. RefSeq names its product tyrosine-protein kinase CSK (gene Csk). The record is from RefSeq and is a predicted model, not a curated record. Gene Ontology annotation, biological process: protein phosphorylation. NCBI's taxonomy places the organism in Eukaryota, Metazoa, Arthropoda, Insecta, Coleoptera, Chrysomelidae. Gene Ontology annotation, molecular function: protein tyrosine kinase activity; ATP binding. The coding region runs from base 182 to 1663 and encodes 493 amino acids. The transcript has 10 exons.